GGGGCGGUGACAGCGGCUGUGACCGCGCUGGUGGCGCUGGCGGGGUCGGAGCGUGCGGCCGCCCCAGCCCGGCCCAGCCCAGCCCGGCCCGGCCCGGCCCGGCUCGGGGGGACCCGCGGCCGAGCGGGGCCAUGCGGGGCCGGGCACGGCUGCGCUCCCCGCCGCUCUCCGUGCUCCAGCUCCAGCUCCAGCUCCUGUUCCUGCUGCUGUUCCUGCUGCUGUUCCUGCUGCUGGGCUCGGCGCGGGCCGCGGCCGCGGGAGCUUCUCCCCAUUUAGCAGCCCCAGAAAAGGUGGAGGUUCAUUCCUACAACCUGCAGAGUGUGCUGAGCUGGUCGCCCGUGGGGAACGGCUCCGUGUCCUACACAGCCCAGUACAGAUCGGGAUCCUACAGGCACUGGAGUGGGAUGGGCUGUUCCCAGACCCCCCAGACCCAGUGUGGGCUCCCCCCCGAGCUGGGGCGGCGCUGGACGCUCUGGUUCAGGGUCAGGGCUGAGCUGGGCAACCUGAGCUCAGCCUGGGUGCAGAGCCCUGCCUUCGUGCCAGAGGCCAACACCACUCUGGGUCCCCCCAGGGUGAACAGGGUCAGUGCCAGCUCCCACUCCCUGCUCGUCAGCAUCAGCCCCCCCUUCCCCCCUGAGCCCGGGGACUCCCUGCACUACCUGGUGUCCUACUGGGAGAGCACAGCCAGCGCCCCCAAAAAGGAGAGGCUGAGCGUGGCUGAGACCCUGUUCCAGAUUGGGAAGCUGAAGGAAUCCACAGUUUAUUGCUUCAGCAUCCGGGUGCAGCUGAAAAUCAUCUCAGGUCACUUGUUGGGAGAGGAGGGAGCAGCAGAGUGUCACAGAACUGCCCUGAGUGAGGCGACCCGAGCUGGGCUCAUCACUGCCCUCUUCAUCCUGGCCUUGCUUUUCCUCAACCUGCUGGCAGUGGCUCUGCUGUUGCUAUGGAAACACCACCAAAAAAUCAAAUUUUGGGCUCAGCCACCUCUGCAGAUCCCAGCCCACUUCCAGGAGUUCCUGAGGGAGCCUGGCCUGGAGGAGCUGCCCAGCCCUGCAGAGGAGGAGCCCCAGGCUGUUCUGGUUGGAGAAGGAAAUGGGCUGGAGGGGGAAGGACCCUUCACCCAACAGCUGCAGGGACAGGGGAGCCACUGAAGGGCCACCCCAGAGAGGUGACCUGGGCCAGGCUGGCUGCUGGCAGGAAAUGCUGAACAGGGGAUCACAGGAAAUCCUGGAUACAGACCCCUGGGAUCACAGGAAACCCUGAACAGGGGAUCACAGGAAAUCCUGGAUACAGACCCCUGGGAUCACAGGAAAUCCUGGAUACAGACCUCUGAGAUCACAGGAAAUCCUGGAUACAGACCCCUGGGAUCACAGGAAAUCCUGAACUCUGGGAUCACAGGAAAUCCUGGAUACAGACCUCUGAGAUCACAGGAAAUCCUGGAUACAGACCCCUGGGAUCACAGGAAAUCCUGGAUACAGACCCCUGGGAUCACAGGAAAUCCUGAACCCUGGGAUCACAGGAA
This is a messenger RNA of Oenanthe melanoleuca, 1519 nucleotides long. It is a transcript of the gene IFNGR2, whose product is annotated as interferon gamma receptor 2. The record is from RefSeq and is a predicted model, not a curated record. NCBI's taxonomy places the organism in Eukaryota, Metazoa, Chordata, Aves, Passeriformes, Muscicapidae. Gene Ontology annotation, molecular function: protein binding. The coding region runs from base 132 to 1148 and encodes 338 amino acids. The transcript is spliced from 7 exons.